This is a messenger RNA of Prunus armeniaca (apricot), 3999 nucleotides long. NCBI's taxonomy places the organism in Eukaryota, Viridiplantae, Streptophyta, Magnoliopsida, Rosales, Rosaceae. The record is from the annotation of a GenBank genome assembly.
AUGACUGCAGUACAGAUGGGAAAAUUACAUACUAGGUUAGGGUUUGGUGGGGUGGUUUGUGUUCCCCGUGUUGGUUUUUCAGGAGGUCUAUGUCUACUCUGGCGGGUAGGGCUCCAGGUUGUUCUACUCUCUUCCUCUCCUGGACAUAUAGAUGUUCGGGUUACUAUGAAUACUUCUGCGACUUUUCGUGUGACUGGUUUUUAUGGUCAUCCUGACCAAACCCAGCGCCAUCAUUCAUGGGAGCUACUGCGGCGUUUGGGUAGAGUGGAUCUUGGACCCUGGCUAUGUUGUGGGGAUUUCAAUGAAGUAAUGGAAUGCAAUGAAAAGAGUGGGAGCCGGUUGAGACGUGAUGCACAGAUGGAGGAUUUUAAAAUGGCCAUUACAGAUUGUGGUUUGUUUCAGUUUGAGUUUACAGGUUAUCCAUUUACAUGGAGCAAUAAACGGAAGGAUACAGCUCAUGUGGAGGCUCGAUUGGAUAGAGGGUUUGGAAAUUUGGCACUUCUGCAACACUGGGGCAAUUUCACGUCCCAUCAUUUAGUUGCUUUCUCCUCUGACCACCAUCCGAUUCUCAUUGCAUCUGACGGUCCACAAGGUGACAAAGCUAGAGGUCCUCGAGGUCGUCGUCGGUUUCAGUUUGAGGAGGUAUGGACUACGGAAGUUGACUGUGAAGAGGUUGUUCGUCAAUCUUGGCAGAAUGCAGUGUCACCCCUUUCUAAUAUUGACAACUGUGCCAGCAACUUGUCACGUUGGUGUGCCGAAAAGGGUGGCCAGGUCCCCAAGAAAGUUAAGGAGUUACGGCUUAGGUUGGCAAGUCUUCAAUCAGAUGAGCCGUCGACGCAUACUUUUCAUACUCGUAGCCUAAUUGAAACUGAACUUGAUAAGUGUCUUGAACAGGAAGAAAUUUAUUGGCACCAGAGAUCGCGGGUCCAGUGGCUUCAGCAUGGAGACCGUAACACCUCUUUCUUUCAUAAGCAAGCCACAAGUCGCAGGAAGAAAAAUGCCCUAGUAGGGAUACUAGAUGAAAAUGAUCGUUGGCAGCGUGAAUAUGAUAAAAUAGGUGGAGUUUUUGUGGAGUUUUUUACAAAUCUUUUCACAUCGGAUAUGGGAGUUGCUGAUGUGGAGGUUUUUAGUGCUGUCCAAGCGCGAGUGUCCUCACGUUCUUAUCAUAAUCUGCUUCUCCCGUAUUCUAGGGAUGAGAUCGAAGUAGCUCUUAACUCUAUUGGACCGUCAAAAGCUCCAGGUCCAGAUGGUAUGCCUGCACUCUUCUAUCAGAAAUAUUGGAGCAUUGUGGGUCCCGAUGUUAGUGAUUUGUGUAUGAGAGUUUUAAAUGGUAGCGAUGGUGUUAACGAUUUCAACCAUACGUUGGUGGCUUUGAUUCCGAAAGUUCAUUCUCCCACCCGUGUUUCGGAAUAUCGUCCUAUCAGUUUAUGCAAUGUCCUCUACAAGAUUAUCUCCAAAACUCUUGCCAAUAGACUGAAGAAGGUGUUACCUGAGGUUAUUUCUGAGUUCCAAAGUGCGUUUAUUCCCAACCGUAUGAUUUUGGAUAAUGUCUUAGCAGCUUUUGAAACAGUCCAUUGUUUGAAGAGAAGGGGAAAAACAGGCAAAAAGAAAUUAAUUUUGAAGCUUGAUAUGGCCAAGGCCUAUGACAGAGUUGAAUGGCAAUUUUUGGAGCAGAUGUUGCGGACUAUGGGUUUCCCAAUCCGGUUUAUUCAAUUAAUUAUGGGUUGCGUGACUACUGUUUCUUAUUCGCUGUUAAUUCAGGGGCGGCCAUUUGGGCGUAUUAUCCCUUCUCGAGGCUUACGACAAGGGGAUCCUAUAUCAUCGUAUCUUUUCCUUGUUGUGGCUGAAGCCUUCUCUGCUCUCCUCCAGCAGGCUGAGAGGGAUUCUAGAUUACAUGGUGUCUCCAUUGCCCCUUCUGCUCCUUCUAUUAACCAUCUUUUUUUUGCUGACGACAGCCUUUUGUUUUGUAAUGCUGGGACAACUGAGGCUCUAGAGCUGAAACGUAUGUUUGGAGUGUAUGAGUCGGCUUUUGGACAAAAGGUCAACCUUGGAAAAUCCGCUCUUUGCUUUAGCCCUUCCACCCCAAGGGUGUUGCAGGACGACAUUCGUCAGCUGUUGAACGUGACUCUUGUCCCUUGUCAUGAGCGGUAUUUGGGCCUCCCUACUAUCGUCGGUAAGGAUAAGAAAAAACUGUUCCUUACGGUUAAGGAUCGAGUUUGGAAUAAAGUUAAUGGUUGGCAAGGCAAGCUUCUGUCUAAGGCCGAGAAAGAAGUGCUCAUCAAAUCAGUAUGUCAGGCAAUUCCAUCAUAUUCUAUGAGUGUGUUUCGAUUGCCUGUUGGGUUAUGCCGCGAGAUUGAGAGUAUCAUUGCCAAAUUCUGGUGGUCUAAAAAUGAUGGUAGAGGUAUUCAUUGGAAAACGUGGAGAUUUAUGUGCCAACACAAGUCUGAUGGGGGGAUAGGUUUUAGGGAAUUGACAAGUUUUAAUCAAGCUCUUCUAUGUAAACAAGGAUGGCGGCUGCUGGAAUUUCCUCACUCACUGAUUGCCCGGAUGCUUAAGGCUCGUAAUUUUCCACAUUCUGAUUUUUUGGCAGCUUCGAGUGGGUCCCUUCCAUCGUUUACUUGGCAGUCGUUACUAUGGGGGCGGGAUCUGCUCUGGUUGGGCCUAAGGUGGCGCAUUGGUGAUGGCCGGUUGGUUAAUAUCUAUGGUGACCCUUGGGUGCCUUAUGAUCGUUUUUUCACUAUCCAGUCGAUACCUACUCUUCCAGCUACUUCCCGAGUUUGUGAUCUUUUUACCGCUAGUGGCGGGUGGGAUGUUGGGAAGGUUUUUGCUACUUUCUCAUUUCCAGAAGCUGAAGCUAUUUUAUCUAUUCCCUUAAUGGGUGAUACUCUGGAUCGGAGAAUCUGGAACUUUACUAAAAAUGGAAGGUACUCGGUUAAGAGUGGGUAUUGGGCUGCUCUGGAAUACAAGAGGCUGGAGGAGCUGUCCGCAGGGAGCGUCGCUGGCCCUUCCUCUUCUUCUUUGAAGAGUUGGAAGCACCUGUGGAAGCUGAAAGUGCCACAAAAAAUCCUUCAUCUGUUAUGGCGUGUGGCUCAAGAUAUCCUCCCUUCCAAGGAGGUCUUAUUCCGGCGCCGGAUUACACAGGGGGAGGUUUGUUGUCGUUGUUUUGCUGCGAGAGAAACUACGUUGCAUGCGUUGGUUGGAUGUGUUGUUUGUCUGCAGGUGUGGGAGGCUUUAGAUUUUCCCAGUGAUUUCCUUCUUCCUACUUUAACUGACGUUGGAACCUGGAUGGAUGCAGCUUGGUCUAUUAUUCCCCCUGAUAAGCAGUCUCUUUUUGCAUUUACUGUGUGGGUGUUGUGGAACGAACGUAAUGGGGUGCUGUUUGGCUCUCAACCCACCCCUUCCGGAGUUUUGGUACAACGAGCGAAGGACUAUGAUGCUGAAUUUAAACGAUAUUCUGCUACCAAUCAUAGGAGUUUAUCCUCGCCGGUUCGUGAUAUUAAAUGGAGGCCUCCUACGGGUAAUUGUUUCAAGUUGAACGUGGAUGGGGCUACUGACAUGGAGACGGGAGCUAGGGGAGCUGGUGCCAUCGUCCGUGAUUCUCAUGGAAAUCUGGUUGGGGCUCUAACUAUGCGGGCGCCAAGUCGGAUCUCUGUACUAGCAACAGAGCUGUAUGCUCUUAAAGUUGGAAUCUCUUUUGCGUUGGAUGUGUCUCUAGUGCCUCUGGAGAUUGAGUUUGAUUCCUUGCAGGCAGCUUCUAUGGUCAACAGUGAGGAGGAAUGCCUUGCUGCUGAGGGAGGUCUGGUGGAUGGAGUGCGACGCCUUCUGGUCAGGUCUGCGUCUACUGCUGUUCGACAUAUUCCUCGCCAAGCGAACAAGGCUGCCCAUCGCAUUGCCCGCUUCAGUCUGCGCGAUCAAAGUUUGUCGUUCUGGUUGGAUGUGGGUCCUAUGUGGCUUAUGGAUGCUGUUUAUGAUGAUUGGCACGAGCCUACUGUCGUUUGA